Messenger RNA from Mastomys coucha (southern multimammate mouse), 961 nucleotides. Its product is annotated as solute carrier family 22 member 21-like. NCBI's taxonomy places the organism in Eukaryota, Metazoa, Chordata, Mammalia, Rodentia, Muridae. The transcript has 7 exons. The record is from RefSeq and is a predicted model, not a curated record. The coding region runs from base 85 to 819 and encodes 244 amino acids.
UGAACAGGAACAGAAAUUCUUUCCAAGUCAGUUCGAAUUAUAUUCGCCACCCUAGGAAUUUGCAUAUUUUUUUCAUUUGGCUUCAUGGUGCUGCCUCUGUUUGCAUACUUCAUCAGAGAGUGGAGGAUGCUGCUGCUGGCAAUUACUUUACCAGGAGUGCUGUGUGCAGCUCUCUGGUGUUCCACUAUCUUCGAUCCAAGUGAGACCACUAAGUUACAAAAAGAAAGUUCCAAGAGGCAUCAGUCGCACCACAUUUACGAUCUGGUUCGAACACAGAACAUCAGGAUCCUCACCAUCAUGUCCAUAAUCCUGUGGCUGACCAUAUCAGUGGGCUAUUUUGGACUUUCUCUUGAUACUCCUAACUUGCAUGGGAACAUCUAUUUGAACUCCUUCCUAUUGGCGGCUGUUGAAGUCCCAGCCUAUGUGCUGGCCUGGCUGUUGCUACAGCAUGUGACCCGGCGUUAUUCUAUGGCUGGUUCUCUCUUCCUCGGUGGAAGUGUCCUUCUCUUAACACCAUUGUUGCCUUCAGGUGUUAUUACCAUCUGUGAACAGAAAUAUUGGAAAUUUGGCUCAUCUAAAGAGCAGUCAUGGGACCUCUGCUCUACUAUAGGUGCCUACGACCGCCGCCUGCCUUAUAUCCUCAUGGGAAGUCUGACCAUCCUGACAGCUAUCGUCACUUUGUUCUUCCCAGAGAGCUCUGGGGCUUCUCUUCCAGACACCAUUGACGAGAUGCAAAAGGUCAAAAAAAUAAAACAAGUGGCAUCCCUAAGCAAGAAAGGGUCCCAACGAGAAUCUAAAGGGAAAAUAUCCCAAACCUAAAGGCUUUUAAGACCUGGUCCAGAAGCUGAGAAAACUGAACUGAAACCCUGCAUGUUGUCAGAAAUACUGUCAGUGACCGAGUGCUUUCUGUUCUGUUGGCCUUGUGUCUAACAAGCAUCUGUCCUGAAGAAUAACCUUCCUC